GUAAAAGCCUUCUAAUCAAGAGACCUGAAGUCUUGAGCACACUCCUAGUCAUAUAUUCACACCUAGUCAUCAGCUGUUGUCAUUGCUGUCUAUCACAACAUCUAUACAAAAGAGAGCAUUCGGCUGCAGCUAAGGUUACACACCUGCUACAGCAGAAUCCUGCCACUAUCCUCUAUAUUUUACAUAAAAUCCCCACUAUGAUGGCUCAGCAAACCCUCCCCAGAUGUAACGGUUGUAGCGAAGCACUCGAAGCUGUGCAGUACUUAGAAGCUGGAGACGCCAAAUACCAUAAACAGUGCUUCAAAUGUAAGACCUGUGCAUCGGAAAUCGGAGCAGGUGCGUAUGCAUUGGUGUUUGGCAAUCCUACCUGUCAGACAUGUGUUCAGGUACUCUCCAAACAGCCAAGUAAAACUAUUCCUAACACGAACGCUGCCGUUGGCUGGACUCGCAGAACGACUGGCGUGCGUGUCACCGUACAAAGUGAGAAGUGUUCGAAGUGUAUGAAAUCCGUUUACCCCGCAGAGAAACUCAGCGUGGGCGGAAAGCCAUGGCAUAAGCAGUGUUUCAAAUGCAACGGCUGUGCUAAGGCACUCUCUCUUGGGGCAGAGUGCAUGCGAGAGGAUACACCAUACUGUAAAGGGUGCUACGGAAAAGAUUUCGGCCCAGAAGGAUUUGGCCGUAACUCCGAGUUCACGUACACAGCUGCCAAGUACGCGGCUGACGGUGUUGUUUAGGAGAACUGGUUCGCUGUCCUGCGUGUAUGCUUGAAUGGCUGGCCGCCGCAUAAAGUUGCGCGAUUUUUCGUGCAGAAAUACGACAGCGUCGAUCUAGAACGGACAGUGGAUGGUUGUACGUCCACCAUGCCCUUCCACACAAAAAUUGUUCCAUUCGUACUCCAGUAGCGCAGUUCAAUAAAAGGGUUCGUAUUAUUCGGACUGAUUUAAUCCA
Molecule: messenger RNA, 948 nt
Organism: Sphaeroforma arctica JP610
Lineage: Eukaryota; Ichthyosporea; Ichthyophonida
Exons: 3
Coding region: 198-734 (178 amino acids)
Source: RefSeq, a predicted model, not a curated record